AUGAACCUUUCUAUCAUACUGAACGCUGCAGCCGCAAUGUUAUGCCUGAGAUCCAAGGAUUUCGUUGAACCUGUCAGACCUGCUGUGACCUUCACACCAAACUGGAGCAAAGUUUUUACCAGAGAGUCUGUAGUGAUCACAUGUGUUGUGGAGUCACCUGGGGAAAUCCAAAGCUACUUGUGGUACAAGGACAGCAGCCAAUUGGAAACUAUCGGACAAAUAUUUACAAUUCGCUAUACCAAAACAUCAGACACUGGAGAUUACCAAUGUCAGACCCCAACCGGUGAAAUCAGCGAGAGUGUGAGACUGGAGGUUAUUUAUGGUUAUCUUAUUCUACAAACACCGGCCUCUGUGUAUGAAGGGGAUGAUGUGCUUCUAAGAUGCUACAGCUGGCCGGGGUAUUCGGCGAGACCUACACUAUUUUACAAAGACAAAAUGGAAAUCAAGCCAUCAGAUGGAGACACAGGACUACUCCUCAGGAAUAUUAACAAAGAUAUGGCUGGAAAAUACAGAUGUGUAAAGAAAAAUCAGCAAUCGUCCUAUGCCACGUACUCCGAUGAGUCUUUUAUUCACGUCAGAGAACUGUUCUCAACCCCAGAAAUAAAUGUGACCCCAAAUCCAGCACUGGAAGGUGAUACGAUGACCCUCACCUGCUACACGAACCUUAGUCUUCUCCGACAAGAUACAAGUCUGCUGUUUGCUUUCUACAGAGGAGAACACAAUAUUCAGGGUUUUAGUCCAUCCAAUAAAUAUGGUCUCCGGCCUGUUUAUAUAGAGAAUUCUGAGAAAUACUCCUGUGUGGUAAAAACCAUAUCCAGUAACAUAAAGAAAAGUCAGGAGUCUUAUAUCCAAGUAUACGAAUUAUUUUCAAACCCACUUAUAAACACAAGUCAAUAUCAUCCUGCAGAAGGUGAUCAUAUGACCCUGACAUGUGACACCAGUCUCAACCGGCACAGGCAGACUACAGAACUGCUCUUCGCUUUCUUUAUGAAUGGACUCGAGGUUCAAGGUUUUAAUUCAUCCAAUAAAUAUCAAAUUCCAUUUGUCCAGCUGAAGGAUUCUGGGAAUUAUUCCUGUGAAGUUAAAACGUCAACUAACAACGUACGGAAGGGGAGUCAGGAGAUUAAAAUCCAAGUGCAAGGCACAGAGUCUAGAAGUUAUGAACUGGAGAACAUAGUGAGGAUAGCAUUAUCAUCAUUCCUAUUUAUUGUCUGCCUCUGCUACAUCUGUACGCACAAAUACACUAAUGCAUACAUUUCCCAUUCUCUCUUCUCCCUAGUCUUUUUAUCCCUCCCUCUCUCACUCUCCCCUUAUUACUGUCUCCAUCCCUCUAGCUCCCAUCUUUCGCCUUCCUCUCUUCUUCUUCCCCAAUAUGCCUUUUCCUCCGUCCUCUUUGAACAUCUGGUUUUGGUUUCUCUUCUUUGCCGGGAGCUGUCUACUAGUUCUGGUGCUGAAACUGAUCAACAAAUAAGUGGGGAUUAA
This is a messenger RNA of Hyla sarda, 1482 nucleotides long. RefSeq names its product high affinity immunoglobulin gamma Fc receptor I-like. Lineage: Eukaryota; Metazoa; Chordata; Amphibia; Anura; Hylidae. The record is from RefSeq and is a predicted model, not a curated record. Gene Ontology annotation, biological process: cell surface receptor signaling pathway. Gene Ontology annotation, molecular function: transmembrane signaling receptor activity. Bases 1 to 1482 code for a protein of 493 amino acids. The transcript is spliced from 7 exons.